GGCACAGAGGAGCAAGUGAUGCAAAACAAACCACCCGCUAUCAAGAAAAAUCUUAUGCAGAUUUCCAACAUAGGCCUUAAGAGGCAUAAUCCCAAUACAAAACAAAAGAUGACUAGCCAAGACAAAGUAGGUUUGAAUGAGGAAAGCUCAGAAGUUCAAGAUGAGUUCAAGUGUGCUGGAGAUUUUGAAAGUGAGUGGUCACAGGAUGAAGAUAAACUGGUUUUGCAGAAAAAAUUUGAAACAUGAUACAGUCAGCAAGAAAAUUGAUAAUGAUACUCUGAACAAAGGGAUAGACAGAAAUGAUAUUUGUGAUGUACCAAAAAAAACGUCAUCUAUUGUCAAAGUCAAAGAGGAGAAACCGGUUACUAAAGUAGCCAAAUUGAAAACACCUACCUAUAAAAUAGCACCAAAGAGUGCCAGGGCAGUUAAUCCAGCUGGUGUUAGACCAGUUAUUGGUAGACCUGUGCAGAGAAAUCAGACCCUCAGGGAUACAAAGACCAACGUUCAACGUCGUACCCCAAACAUCCGUAGAAGGUCUAAAGAUUUAAAAGUCUCUGUACAGGCUUCAUCAGAGCCAAGUUCCCAGACUGUUGAGGUACAAACAAGCCCUGCAGCAUUAAAAAGUGAUGCUUCAACAAACACACAAAUAAAAUAUACAUAUGGAAGAUCCCUUGACCCUAAAUUGAUGAGCGAGCUUGAGACACUCAGCAAGGAACAAGAUGAUAUUGCAAAGGAAGCACUGCUUAUCAGAGAGAGAACUGCAAUGAGACAGAAGAGAAUGAGGGAAGAUGGUAUUCUGGAUAGUUUUGCUGCCACAAUAUCUCCCCUCAAAAGAUUAAAGGCUAUGAUGCAAGAGAAAAAAACAUUUGUUCAUUCUACAAAGAAGGAAUAUGACUCCUCAGAAAAGGGCUCCCAGUCACAAAUCAACAAGAGUGUCCAAUUCAGUGAAACUUCAAUAUUUUAUGAAGCACCAGAGAUAGAUGAACAGCAAGAAGAAUAUGAGACACCAGACACAAGUAUUCAAAUGUGUAACAGCUUAAAUGCCAGUCUGUCACAUUGGAAUUCCUUGAAAGGUAACAAUAGCUUUCUCCAAACACCAGUUUCAAAAAAAGAGCCCAUUCAAUCAGCCAAAGAAGAAAGAGAAGAAUUCCUUCCUCCUACAAAUGACGUCCCUGGAGAGAAAUCACCAUUUACCGAACUAGCUGGGAAUUGUGAACGUCCAUCACUAGCUCCCCUCACACCUCACUCCCGAAAAGAAGUGUCUGUUUUAAAGCUGACAUUGCGGAAACAGUUAGAGCAGUUAUAUGAUUAAUUUAUUUGUUCUUUUAGAGGUUAUAUUUAGUUCUCCAUUUUGAGGCAAAACACUUGCUUUUAAACCUUCUUUUUUUUUUCUGUAAAGGUACUGUUUAACAGUUUAUAGUUCUUAACUGUAAAAUAUGUUGCCUAGCCAUAAGUAUAAAGAAUCAGUAUUAGUGGUAGUCUUAUACUAAAUUUACUAAUAUUGUUAGGGUAAAAAGUUUUAUUUGCAUGAAAUUACUUUUUUUAAGUAAUUAUAUAUUUUAUAUGAAAAGAAAUGCUGAAAAUAUAUAUUUAGGUAAAACAUGUACAAAUAUAUUCAUGUGUACUCAUUUUGGAAUCUAUUUUUUAAUUAAAUAGAAGAAAUAUGUAUAUUUGUUAGAAUGAAAUGGAUAGAUAUUGUUAUAACUAGUUAGAUUCAUUUAUUCCAGUCAUAUUUUUUUCAUUUCCUGAAAAAUAAAAUGUUUACAUGUAUGUAUAUAAACAAAAUGUCCACUAAUUUACAAGGAAAAUAAAAUGAUUAGUAGUAUGUCACUCUUGUAUUUCAUUCAUUUAUGUUUCUGUAGGUAAGAGAGGAGAAUGUUCUCAUGUUUAUAUGAACAUUAUAUGUAAUGUGCACCACUUUGAGGAAAACAAACUGAACAGCAGACAGACAGUCACAUAUGUU
Penaeus monodon (black tiger shrimp) is the source of this 1963-nucleotide messenger RNA. RefSeq lists its product as uncharacterized. The coding region runs from base 137 to 1312 and encodes 391 amino acids. The transcript has 4 exons. The record is from RefSeq and is a predicted model, not a curated record. NCBI's taxonomy places the organism in Eukaryota, Metazoa, Arthropoda, Malacostraca, Decapoda, Penaeidae.